GCGGCGGCGCGGCACCUGAGCGGCUGGCGCGCCGUGCCUGCGUGCCAGGGCAGCGGGAUGUGUGAGGGGGGCUCUCGUCGUCUCUCCCGAGCGGGACGGAACCGCGGAAGCGACGCAGGAGCGGUGAGGCCUCCGCACGCAUGGAACUGAGAAGCGCAGAGGCGGUCUCCAGUCGGCUCCUCGGCCUCACUCAGCGCUCUGUCUCUGAAGAUCUGGGUUGCAGACGUGGAGAGUUUAGCAGAAAGCACUAUGGAUCUGUGGAACUUCUUAUAUCUAGUGAUGCUGAUGGAGCCAUCCAAAGAGCUGGAAGAUUCCGUGUGGAAAAUGGCUCCUCUGAUGAGAAUACAGAAUACACUCCAGGAACAUGGCACAGAACGGAUGUGCAUUUGGAAAAUCCAGAAUAUUAUACAAGAUGGUAUUUCAAAUAUUUUUUAGGAAAAGUUCAUCAAAAUUACAUAGGUACAGAUGCAGAGAAGAACCCUUUCUUUCUGUCCGUUGUACUCUCUGACCAAAAUAAUCAGCGUGUUCCCCAAUACCAUUCAAUUCUUUGGAGAAAAACAGGUACUCAGAAAAUAUGUCUCCCUUACAGUCCCACAAAAACAUUAUCAGUGAAAUCUAUAUUGAGUGCUAUGAGUCUUGAGAAAUUUGAGAAGAGCCCAAGGGAAAUUUUUCAUCCCGAGAUACAAAAGGAUUUAUUGGUUCUUGAAGAGCAAGAGGGAUCUGUGAAUUUUAAAUUUGGAGUCCUUUAUGCUAAGGAUGGGCAGCUUACAGAUGAUGAAAUGUUCAGCAAUGAAACUGGAAGUGAGAGCUUUCAGAGAUUUUUGCAUCUCUUGGGCGACACAAUUACUUUGAAAGGCUGGACAGGCUACAGAGGAGGACUGGACACAAAAAAUGAUACAACAGGAACCUGUUCCAUCUAUACAGUUUACCAAGGGCAUGAAAUUAUGUUCCAUGUUUCAACCAUGCUGCCGUAUUCUAGAGAGAACAAGCAGCAGGUAGAAAGGAAGCGGCAUAUUGGAAAUGACAUUGUCACUAUCGUAUUUCAGGAAGGAGAAGAAUCUUCUCCAGCAUUCAAGCCAUCCAUGAUUCGCUCUCAUUUUACACAUAUUUUUGCCUUAGUGAGAUAUAAUAAGCAGAAUGAUAGUUACAGGCUGAAAAUAUUUUCAGAAGAAAGUGUUCCUCUCUUUGGGCCUCCACUUCCAUCCCCCCCUGUGUUUACAAAUCACCAGGAAUUCAGGGAUUUUUUGUUAGUGAAAUUAAUAAAUGGUGAAAAAGCCACCUUGGAAACCCCAACAUUUUCUCAAAAACGUCAGCGCACUCUAGACAUGCUGAUCCGCUCUUUAUACCAGGACCUGAUGCCUGAUCUACACAAGGUAAAUAACAUGCUCAAUAGAAGGUCUUUCAGUGAUGUGUUGCCAGAGUCCCCAAAAUCAACACGGAAAAAAGAAGAAGCUCGGCAAGCAGAAUUUGUCCGACUUGGUCAGGCGCUGAAAUUGAAAACCACUGUGAAAGGGGAUACACCAGCUACCCUGGCAACCACCAGCUUUUGUAAAAAGGAGCCUUGGGAGUCCCAAUCUUUCUGCAGUAAUUUUCCUCAUGAGGUUGUCUGUGCAGAUUCCUGGGGCCAGUCCUUGUUGGUUUCUACAGAUGCUGGCAUCUUGUUAAUUGAUGAUGGUCAGCCAUCAGUUCAAGUAUUUGAUAAAACGCUCCAAAUAAAGCAGAUGCAUGUGUUGGAAGCUCUGGAUCUUUUGAUUGCCCGAACAGACAAAGGGAAAGACUCUCGUCUCCUCGUCUUCAGAUUGAGUGCUGUCCAAAAAGAUAUAGAAACAAAGCAGAUGAUAAGAAGCAAAUAUGACUGCAGAGAAAAUAAAUUGGAGAGAACAAAAGGCUGCCAUUUGUAUGCCGUUAAUACUCACCAUGGCAGUGAACUGAGGAUUGUUGUGGCUAUUCGGAACAAACUACUACUCAUCACAAAGAAAUACAAUCCAUGCAACAGUGUAACCAGCAGCUCUCUGCUAUCAUUACCUGAAUCUCCAGUAGACGAGUUCCAGUACAUCCGGGAAAUAUGCCUUUCUGACCCUCCAGUGGUUAUGACACUGGUGGAUGGACCUACUGGAGACAGUGACAAUAUGAUCUGUGUGGCAUAUCGGCAUCAGUUUGAUUUAGUUAAUGAGAGUACUGGGGAGUCCUAUAGACUGCAUCAUGUUGAAGCAAACAAAGUUAAUUUUGUUGCAGCUAUUGAUGUAUAUGAAGAUGGUGAAGCUGGCCUACUGUUAUGUUAUAACUAUGUUUGCCAAUAUAGAAAGGUGUAUCCUUUUAAUGGAGGUUCUCCAUUCAUCCAGUCAUCGGCUUAUGACUUUCACUUUAGCUGGAAUCAAGUUCCUUAUGCUGUUGUCUGUGCUUUCCCUUAUAUCCUUGCCUUCACUACUGAUUCCAUUGAGAUCCGAUUAGUGGUGAAUGGAAACUUAGUCCACACAGCAGUUGUGCCUGAGCUUCAACUUGUAGCAUCAAGGUCAGAUAUUUAUUUUAAAGCUACUGCUGCAGUAAGGGGAUCAUCUCAUAGCAGUUCUAAGGAAAUGAGUUCAAGGAGUUCUCCUCAAACACCGACGGCUUAUGAAAUGGCAGAAUGUCCUCUUUCUUCUUCAGAAGGUGAAAUCCCAGGCAAAAACCUGUACAAAAUUCCUCUGAGUAAUCUAGUUGGGCGAAGCAUUGAACGACCUCUGAAGUCACCUUUGACUCCCAAAGUCAUCACUACUCCAACAUCUAGUGGUGUUACCUCUCUUCCUGUUACUCACUCACUAUCCUUAUCUCGUAUGGAAAUUAAAGAAAUUGCAAGCAGAACACGUAAAGAAUUGCUAGGCCUUUUGGAUGAACCUAUUCCCAAGAUGGAAGGUGCACAGAAGCAAAAAAAGGCUCCUCGAAGACAGUCAGAUCCCAAGCAGGGAGCGGUAAGAUCAACUAGUAGUGACAGAUUAAUCUCAACCUCUUUUGAAAGCUUUUCUGAGAGUCGUCAUCUUUCCACUAGUUCAGAUCCUGAUACUGUAGCAAACAGAGAGGAGAGCUCACCAUCUAGCUAUCCGUUCCAUCUGACUUCUUUAUACGAUGAGGACAUCAUUGACUUGAAGUGAAGAUCAACAGACUGUUCCUUACUUCACCUUUUCUUACAGAUCUGUGAGCUCUGUAGGAAUGUCAGAAACACUGCUUCUAGUGGUAAAAUGUGGCUGGAAGUAUUGGUGAUUAAUCUUUAUAGAUCCCAUGUUGUUCUGGCUUGCUUAGCCUGAUUUGGUGAUGCUUACAUCUUUGACAUAUGUAUGUUUUCUUAUCUCAGUUAAUGAAACAUUACUUUUUGUGGCAUUCUAAAGGUAGGUAAUCAAUGAGAGCUUCAGGCUGAAAAUGAAGUAAAAAGUAUUAUUUAUUCUGAGCUUCUUAUAUUUGAAGUACCUGAAUGAAAGUGGCAUUCAGUUAAGUUAAUUGCUGUUACUAAUAUCAUGAGCUGUUUUACAAGUGUGCACCAUGUAGAAAGAAGAAUUUGAUAAUGUAAAUCACUCAUUUUGUUUUUUCAUUCUUAAAAAAAAAAAAAAAAAUGCUUGUAGACAAGGUCUUUCCAGACAGUGCAAGUGCAGUCUGUCCUUGAAAUGAUGGAGCUGUGUUUUAUUCACUGAGGAGUGAUGGUUAUUCUAUAAAGAUGAGGUAACACAAACGUGCUGUUUUCUUUUCUCUGACCUGUCCUUGCACAUUUUUUUUAAGAGAAACUUGAAAACUGUUUUGGCAUUAAGAAUCUUUGAGUAGGAGGACUUUUUAUAAGAAAAUACAAGCUUUCAAAUCUUCCAUAAAAUUGAAAGUCAAAAAUACAGUGUAUUUCUCCACUACUGGAAUGCUGUUUCUGUAGUGCACCUGCAUAUGUCCUCAUUACAGGCAGAAGCCUGUGCCCUGAUUUUCUCUCUGACUACACAAAGAUUCCUGUGCUGGCAUCAGAAUUAACUGUUGUCUGCUUUUACACCAACAAUAGAAUUCAUUGCUCCAAGUAAACAUAUUUUUCUAAAUGGACCGGGCUGAAGUUUUACUGCCAAGAAGCUAGUUUUCUAUGAUGAAAUAGUCAUAUUAGAUCUUUCGUUUUGUUAAAGGACAGUAUUUCAUCAUUAAAGCUUGAUUUUUUUUAACCCUUUCCUCUAUGCCAAAAAUCAAUUUUAGACAAUUUUUUGAAGGGGUUUGCUGUUUUUCAUGAAAAAGUGAUGCUUCCAGGCUUUUUAUAUAUGAAGAUUUGGGCUUUAUUAGGGUAUUUCUUGCUCUUUAUGUGGAAAUAUUUCUGUAUCCUUGAUUUAUUUUGUAAUACCAUUUAUGUGUCAUGAUUUCCCCUGUCCAAGCAUGACAUCUGGUGAUUUGUGCCUUUUGCUUCAGUCUGUCUGAUUGUAAAACUUUUUUUUUUUUGCAAAGUUUCAUGGUAUAUGAUGACUUUAUUUCUCCGCCUAAGAAAAUACGCAAGGCCUUAACUGAAAGGAUUACUUCUUAUUCUCAGCCAGAGUAGCUGAUCAAGAAAAGAAGCAAUAUUUUAAACAUUAAUUAGUACAGGGGCAGAAGCAGUAUUAACCAGUGGCUACUUGUACUUUAGUGUUUUUGCACCUAAAUAUGUAUGGGGUGAACCUUAGUAAACACCUGGAAGUGUUUACUACUUACACCUCAGAGUCUUUGCAAAAACUUGUAAUUCUUUUUGAGAAUGUCUCUGGGGGAAGACAAACAAACAAACAAACAAACAAAAAAAACACACUAGUAUCCAUUUACUCUGUUCUACUUAUCUGGUUAGCUAUGGUUUAAAAAAAAAGUCAGUCUCAAAGUAUCAUGUAGUCCUUAUUCUGCUGCAAGUUGUAACCACUUGUGUGGACUCAUUGAAUCAAUUUUAGGGGAAGCACUGUUUGGGCUUGGAUAUUUUUAGAAAGCUGAAGCAUCACCUUUUUCCAUAAACAGGUUUCUCAGUGUAGUAUUUUUAUUUCUGUUGUGUGGGUGUUUUUGAAGACUGUACCAGUGUGCUGCAAAACUCAGGCUUUAAUUAAAAUAAAAUUUUAACUGGAAAGUUUGCUUUGAACUUUUAGAAUAUCAGAUUUUAAAUGUAUUGCAGAGGUUCACCUCUGCUAUUCUAGCAUGAUUUAACAUGAUUAAAUGAUAGCUUGAUAGUAGUUGAAUAUACAUGUGUAUACAUAUGUUGAUUAGAAAACUUGUUUGAAGAACCUGAACAAACACACAUUUAGGUAUCCUGAAAGACAUAGAAAGACCUUAUAGAUGGAGCAGUAGAGAGAUCAAGAAGAAUGGAGAAAGCUUGACUAUAACUGACCUAGGGUGAUAGUCAGGAUGCGAAACCACAGCAGUGGCAAUAAAGUAUUGCUAUGAAGUGUGUGUGUGGAGUUCUGCCUGUAAUAGCAGUAUUGAUGACAUCUAGCAAAUACUAACAAGCAGCAAAAGUACUGUAAGGAAUACAGCAAAAGUCUGACUGCUUAAGCUAGACAAAAAAGAAAAAAAAGGAUCAGACUAGCUUCAUGGUAUUUAUUUUAUCUGGAAGAGGAUGUUGGAAUAGUUUUAGGAGGGAGGAAGUAUAGAUCCCAUAUCAAUUGGCUUGUCUCUCCCCUCCAGUCUGAAUUUUAUGGUAUAGUUUAACGUGUCAGAUGCAAACUGUUAUGCAGGUCACAUUGGGAACUACCGGACCUAAAAUACUAUUACUCGUACAGGACAGGCAGGAUCUGAACACUGGAAAAAAGGCCUGUCUUCAUUCCUUAGGUAUGCAGUAAGUGCCUUAACAGUACUGUCACUUCUUGAGUAUUUACUUCUGUGGUCAACCACCAUGUCAUGCAGGCACGUGGGAAUAAUAUUGGACCUAGCAGAAGGAGGUGAAGGAGGGAUCAGGCAAAAUUAUUUUGUUUUAUAUGACUCCUAGGUAUGGUAACUGAGGCUUUAGGGUCACGUAUGUGUAGUUUACUCUCUACUUACCGUACAAGAGCAGCCUGGAGCGUAGGUAGAAGGCAGGGAACAUGGUAGUUGUGCUUGAAUUUUGUUUGACACAAGCCACAGGAACCAGUGUGUGAAGUUCUUUUUCACAUUUGUCGUAUCUAAAAGACAAAGUAUCACACAAUAAUGUGAAACUGCUGGGAAAACUGGACAAAUAGCCAGUAUACGAGUAGUCUUGUCAGACUGUGGCAUGAAUUACAUGCAUCUUAGUGUGAUGAGACGUUGUUCUCUGAACUAGCUUCUAGCCAUUGGCUGUCUCAAAGUAGUGUCUUAGAUCCAUCCUAUUCAGGCUCUUGAUCAAAACAAAAGCCAAGUGGUGGUAUUGAUGGAUAUGUUCUUGUUCAUCAUUUCUAAAGGCCACAUUUUUCAUACGUCUUUGUAAUCUCUCUUCAAACCAGUGUCAGGUGACCAGGAAACAUGAAAUGGCUUAUUGGAAGGCUACUGGGAUGGACAGGUAUACUGUUUGUUAAUACAGCCCCUUGGAAUCAUGUUAUUUCUGUUCCUCUUUGUAACAUGCGUAUACUCAUUAAAGCUUAGAAAGUAGCCUUGGACACAAGUAGCAGCCCUGUCCACCCUAAGCACGACCAUUGCCACUUUCACAUCUUGUGUUAAAACUGCUAUUAGUAGCCUGUGUUCUUAGUGUUGGCUGAUCAUCAUAUGCAUGAGAAAAAAGAAAAUCUCUAAAACUACAGCUAUGAUGGGUAGAUGCUUUUUCUAAUAAAGAAGAAUACUGAAUAAAGCUUGCUACCACCUUCAACAGAAGGGUAAAAAAAAUUCCUUCCACUAAGGAAGAAUUGUUACCAGCUCGAACAGUUACUAUCAAGCUAAGCUAAACUGAAGGCCAGUUAUGAACUCUUAUUACAGAUAUGUUUCUGUAGGAAAUGUUUCCUGCUUCACUUGAUGGAUGUGUUGGAGGAGGGGGGCUUUUAACCUCUUCUGGACAGGGGAUUGUCAUCACUUCAGUAUCAUGUGUUAGUCUGACUAAACUAUAGGAAUGUAAUUUACUUGGUUCAAGCAGUGGGACUGAACAGGCAGCUAAUUUAGAAUGGACAUAUACCUCAUCAACACCGUGGGAAACAACACAUGGAAUCACAGACUAGGUGAGGUUAGAAGGGAUCACUGCAGAUCAUCCAGUCCAAUAGCUGCCCCCGGGCAUCUCCAUUCAAAACAAUGAAAACUGGAGCAGCUUGUUCAGUAUGAUGUCAUUCGAUUUUGAUUAUGUUCAAGAAUGGAGAUGCAAAAUUUUGAGCAACUCAUCAUCCUUGCAUUGCGUUUGUACAGCAUGCAGAUAAACCAUCACAGCUUUGAAGUGUAAGUAGGACUUGAGAGCCCUGAGACAUUAGUUAAAUCCUUCCCAUGUGCAUAAUAUGUCACUCAAGGCUGAUGAGCCCUUUCCAAGGUCUGUACCGGUUUGACAUUUAGGAACUUUGAAGAGAGAUAAACCUACCUGUGUUCCAGACUAACAGUCAUUUCUUUCUAACUCUUUCCUCAAGUGGCAAUGGAGUACACAUAAAUUUUAAAAAUGUUUGAAACUGAAAGCAAUGGGAUGUUUCACUCUGAGGAGAUAAAGAGCCAAGCACAACUUUGGAAGGGCUGGGUGCUCUCAUUAUGGCAAAAGAUGCAGACUCUAGGUUGAAUGGACAUGUGAAUAAUAACUCCAGUUGAUUGGUUUGCCAGGAACAAGUGGGGCCUCUUCUGAUUACAGUUGUUUCCUAGACUGGGGAAUGAGGAAUUUUCAUUUGUUCUGGCCUUUUUCUUUCUUUUUUUCAGUCCGUGACAGGAUGUGAAGUGUCACUCAGAAUGAGUAGCAGUUUUGUUGUCUGUAUUCAUGUAUCUGUCCCUAUACAUGUGCAAGCAUUUGUAAUUGAUUGGUAGAUUAAAAUUAAAAUAUUUUUGGAGUACUGGGCUGGUCAACUGCAUAUAUAUUUAAACAGUUCUUAGUAGGGCAGGUAAUAGGUUAGGUUGCACCCACAGGAAGUGUAGCAUUGUUAUAUAUGGCCAAGGCUGCUGUGCCUGCCAUUUCCUCUCUGCUGUUCUAGGUGUAUUUGGACAAGCGAGUUUCAAGCUCUUGCAGGCUUGCCUGAUUUGCAUUUAUGGCUUGUGCUUGCAGAUGCAGGAGCGUCCCCAGAGCUGUGGCUUAGUCUGCAUUUGAGACCUAGUCCUUGGAUUUGGAUUUAUUUUUUUUAAUGUGUGUUUGUAUAUAUAUGUGUGUGUGUGUGUGUGUGUGUGUGUGUGUAUAUAUAUAUACACACACACGUGUGUGAUACUGACUGGUGUCAUUAACAAUUUUGAUGUCAUGGUUAAUUUGCCCAGUGCUUGCUAAUUCUGUUAAAGCAGUUUUCUCAGAUACUUAGGCAUAGUCUGAAUUUGUGGAGAAAUAAAUUAUACCCAGAGAACUAAAUAAUAAUAAUAAUACAAGGAAGCUCUUAUGCCAAUAGACAGUAAACAUCUGUACUAGCAUGCAGGGUAGAAAGUAUGUGCAUUAUUACAGUUGAGCACAGCCACUUCACCAGGCUGUUUAAUGCCUAGCUGCUUCACUUUGUUGUUGCUGACCUGCAACUGACUGACACCCUGUUUGCUACUGAAACCAUAUUAGCCUAUAAUUUCAGGAGAAAAAAUAAGAGGUUAUUUUUGUGUGUGUAUUUAUAGCUCUACUAGAUAUAUAUCCGAUUGGAUGGAAAAUGUCUCUGAAGGUUUAUGCAGACAGUAUUAUCAACCUGCAGUGUCAAUUUUAACAGUCUUUGAAUGUUGGCAGACUGUUUUUGUAAUUUAAUGACUGAUAUUGCUGAGUUUGUGAUCAAAAUCUCUUUAAUACCACUUGUCUUAAGUAUGUAUUAUCAUUGUUUUUAAUGUCAUGUGAUAGUGCGUAUGGUUUGUGUUUUAGAUGUAGCAUCCAAAUAGAAACAUUCCUAUCACAGCUGGAACUGUUUUAAUUUAUUGUAAUUUAUUGUUUUUGUGAAGGAGGAAGAGAAGAUUUAUUCCUUCAUAUGUAAUAAACUUUACAUCGAUUCUUUCUUUCACAUUUGCAGGACUAAUGGCUUCUCUAAAUUUGGUUCAUCAAUCAAGAGAAAUUAAAAAGAAAAGAGGUAGUAUGGCUGCCAACAGCGCUGGAUUACUACUUCUAGUUGAAUUCUGUACAAAGCAUUUCAGACAUGUCAUUCAUUCAAGUGCUGUCACAGCUGCUGAGAUUGGUGCUUGUAUCUUAAGCAUUACCCAUCUUGGACAAGAGCUAUAAUUCAGCGUUGGUUUGUGUUUCUGGGCCAUUAAGUCUUUCGGGAAUCUCCAGUUAUAGAUCUUUACCCCUUAACUUAAGGCUACAAAAGACAGAUUUCCUCCAUUUUUCUGGCUAUAUAUAGGUAUAUCGUCUCAGUCUACAAGAUCUAUUGAUUUCUUUUGAAAAGGAGACUCCAAAAAACAUUCUGCUGAGAGUUACAACCCAUCUUGUGAUUUAAAUGCAUUUCUAGCCAACCUGACAGCACUAGGACAGAUAAUGCCACCCUAACACUACCACCCACUAAAGCCAAACCUUCAUCUCCGUUUGGGAUCUAGAC
Molecule: messenger RNA, 9545 nt
Organism: Cygnus atratus (black swan)
Lineage: Eukaryota; Metazoa; Chordata; Aves; Anseriformes; Anatidae
Gene: GARNL3
Product: GTPase activating Rap/RanGAP domain like 3
Exons: 29
Coding region: 141-3128 (995 amino acids)
Biological process (GO): regulation of small GTPase mediated signal transduction; activation of GTPase activity
Cellular component (GO): cytoplasm
Molecular function (GO): GTPase activator activity
Source: RefSeq, a predicted model, not a curated record